AUGGCCAUGAAUUCCACCAACGACAAGGCCGAAGCAGUGGCCCUCAAGAACAAGGGCAACAAAGCCUUUUCCGAACAUGACUGGCCCACUGCCAUUGACUACUACACAAAAGCAAUAGACAAAUACGACGGCGAACCAUCCUUUUACUGCAAUAGAGCUCAGGCCAAUAUUAAGCUUGAGGCUUAUGGCUACGCGAUAGCAGACGCCACAAAGGCCAUUGAACUCGAUAAAAACUACAUCAAGGCAUACUGGAGACGUGCGAUCGCGAACACCGCCAUACUCAACUCCCAAGAUGCCCUGCGAGAUUUCAAGACGGUGGUUCGAAAGGAGCCCAACAAUAAAGAGGCCAAGCUGAAGCUAGCCGAAUGCGAAAAGCUGGUCAAGAAGAUACAGUUCCUUAAGGCCAUCGAAGUGUCAGAUCCUCCGUCAGCGUUCGAAGGUCUCGAUAUCGACUCCAUGGUCGUGGAUGAAGGAUACGACGGCGUCCGGUUAAAAGACGAAAUGACGCAAGAGUUCAUUGAUGAUAUGAUCGAAAGGUUCAAGAACGGCAAGAAAAUACACCGGAAAUACGUCUUCCAGAUUAUCAAGGCAGUGAGAGACAUUGUCUAUGACGAGCCAACAAUGGUGGAAACGGAAGUGGCUCCGGACACGAAGUUGACUGUCUGCGGUGACACUCAUGGGCAAUACUUCGAUUUGCUGGAGAUCUUCCGACUCAAUGGUUACCCAUCCGACAAGCAUGCCUAUCUGUUCAAUGGUGACUUUGUGGACCGCGGUUCCUGGUCAACAGAGAUCGCGCUGCUUCUAUAUGCCUACAAGUGGCUGCGGCCGUCUUCGUUCUUCCUGAAUCGUGGCAACCACGAAACCGACGACAUGAACCGUGUGUACGGUUUCGAAGGCGAAUGCAAGGCGAAGUACAACGAAAAGACGUUCAAGUUGUUCUCAGAGUCGUUCUCCGCUCUACCCUUGGCCACCUUGAUCGGCAAGAAGUAUCUCACUCUUCACGGUGGAUUGUUCUCGGAUGAUAAGAUCACCCUCGAUGACAUCCGCAAACUCGACAGGCAUACGCAACGACAACCUGGUCAGCAAGGCUUGAUGAUGGAGAUGCUCUGGACAGACCCCCAGCCAGAAAACGGAAGAGGACCCAGCAAGCGAGGAGUAGGGCUGCAAUUUGGACCCGAUGUGACGAAGAAGUUCUGUGAGAUCAACGGCCUUGAGGCUGUCAUUCGAAGUCAUGAGGUUCGAAUGGAUGGAUACGAAGUCGAGCACGACGGGAAGUGCAUUACAGUAUUCUCGGCGCCCAAAUACUGUGACAGCACAGAGAACAAGGGUGCAUACAUCAACCUUGGUCCCGAGUUGAAGCUUGAAUACCACCAGUUCGAAGCCGUACCUCACCCCGAUAUCAAGCCCAUGGCAUAUGCUCAAAAUUCAUUGAUGUCCAUGAUGUAG
Molecule: messenger RNA, 1446 nt
Organism: Exophiala oligosperma
Lineage: Eukaryota; Fungi; Ascomycota; Eurotiomycetes; Chaetothyriales; Herpotrichiellaceae
Exons: 4
Coding region: 1-1446 (481 amino acids)
Cellular component (GO): nucleus; cytosol
Molecular function (GO): protein binding; protein serine/threonine phosphatase activity
Source: RefSeq, a predicted model, not a curated record